Messenger RNA from Dama dama (fallow deer), 7409 nucleotides. It is a transcript of the gene ATP11B, whose product is annotated as ATPase phospholipid transporting 11B (putative). Gene Ontology annotation, cellular component: endoplasmic reticulum; plasma membrane; recycling endosome. Lineage: Eukaryota; Metazoa; Chordata; Mammalia; Artiodactyla; Cervidae. The transcript is spliced from 32 exons. The record is from RefSeq and is a predicted model, not a curated record. Gene Ontology annotation, molecular function: ATP hydrolysis activity; magnesium ion binding; ATPase-coupled intramembrane lipid carrier activity. The coding region runs from base 390 to 3983 and encodes 1197 amino acids. Gene Ontology annotation, biological process: phospholipid translocation.
GUGGCGGUACUGCGGGUGACAACGGUCAAUAAUGAAGGUGGCUGCGGCGCGGCAGCAGACUCAGCUGCGCCGGGUGGGGGCGGCGCCGAGGACGCGCCUGUAGGACCUCGGAGCCGGCGCGGAAGAUGGGGCCCCAGCGCGGGGAGUGAGGCGGCCGCGGCGAGCGCAACUUCAGCCGGAGGGGCUCUCCCGCUUUUCCCUCCGGCUCGUUAGCCUCCACCUGGAGCCCCUCGACCCCCGCGUCCCGCGGGACGGGAACGGCGACGGAAGGGGCAUGUGGCGCUGGGUCCGGCAGCAGCUGGAUUCUUGUCUGUGGCCUCGGAAUUGUAAACCCACUGCUUCUGAUGUGCUGAGGACCCAGGAAGCCAUCUUCAUUGCCAUUGUUGUUUAUGAUUGGUUUUGACCCACCACAUCAAAGUGACACAAGAACUAUUUACAUAGCCAACAGGUUUCCUCAGUAUGGCCAUUAUACACCUCAGAAAUUUAUAGAUAACCGGAUCAUUUCAUCUAAGUAUACUGUGUGGAAUUUUGUUCCAAAAAAUUUAUUUGAACAAUUCAGAAGAGUGGCAAACUUUUAUUUUCUUAUUAUAUUUUUGGUUCAGCUUAUGAUUGAUACACCUACCAGUCCAGUUACCAGUGGACUUCCAUUGUUCUUUGUAAUAACAGUUACUGCCAUAAAGCAGGGUUAUGAAGAUUGGUUAAGACAUAUCUCAGAUAAUGAAGUAAAUGGAGCUCCUGUUUAUGUUGUUCGAAGUGGUGGCCUUGUAACAACUAGAUCAAAAAAUAUUCGGGUGGGUGAUAUUGUUCGAGUAGCCAAAGAUGAAAGUUUCCCUGCAGAUUUGGUUCUUCUGUCCUCAGAUCGACUUGAUGGUUCUUGUCACGUUACAACUGCUAGUUUGGAUGGAGAAACUAACCUGAAGACACAUGUGGCAGUUCCAGAAACAGCAGUAUUACAGACAGUUGCCAAUUUGGACACUCUUAUAGCUGUGAUAGAAUGUCAGCAACCAGAAGCGGACUUGUACAGAUUCAUGGGACGAAUGACAAUAACUCAACAAAUGGAAGAAAUUGUAAGUUAUUUCUUCUCGUUUUACAUCUCCCUUAUGGAGAGAAAUUCAAACAGCAAGAAGACCCCAUGCUCCAAGAAGUAUGCAAUACCUCUGGGGCCAGAGAGUCUCUUGCUUCGUGGAGCCAGAUUAAAAAACACAAAAGAAAUUUUUGGUGUUGCUGUUUAUACCGGAAUGGAAACUAAGAUGGCAUUAAAUUACAAAAGCAAAUCGCAGAAACGAUCUGCAGUAGAAAAGUCAAUGAAUACAUUUUUGAUAAUUUAUCUAAUAAUUCUUAUUUCUGAAGCCAUCAUUAGUACUAUCUUGAAAUAUACAUGGCAAGCUGAAGAGAAAUGGGAUGAACCUUGGUAUAACCAAAAAACAGAACAUCAAAGAAAUAGUAGUAAGAUUCUGAAAUUCAUUUCAGACUUCCUUGCUUUUUUGGUCCUCUACAAUUUCAUCAUUCCAAUUUCAUUAUACGUGACAGUGGAACUGCAAAAAUUUCUUGGAUCAUUUUUUAUUGGCUGGGAUCUUGAUCUCUAUCAUGAAGAAUCAGAUGAGAAAGCUCAAGUCAAUACUUCUGAUCUGAAUGAAGAACUUGGACAGGUGGAGUAUGUAUUUACAGAUAAAACUGGUACACUGACAGAAAAUGAGAUGCAGUUUCGGGAAUGUUCAAUUAAUGGUACAAAAUACCAAGAAAUCAAUGGUAGACUAGUAUCCGAAGGACCAACACCAGACUCUUCAGAAGGAAACUUAUCUUAUCUUACUAGUUUAUCCCAUCUUAACAAUUUAUCUCAUCUUGCAACCAGUUCCUCCUUUAGAACCAGUCCUGAAAAUGGAACUGAACUAAAUAAAGAACAUGAUCUCUUCUUUAAAGCAGUCAGUCUCUGUCACACUGUGCAGAUUAGCAGUGUUCAGACUGAUAGCAUUGGUGAUGGUCCCUGGCAGUCCAACUUUGCACCUGCCCAGUUGGAGUACUAUGCAUCUUCCCCAGAUGAAAAGGCUCUUGUGGAAGCUGCUGCAAGAUUUGGCAUCGUGUUUAUUGGUAAUUCUGGAGAAAUUAUGGAAGUUAAAACUCUUGGAAAACUGGAACGAUACAAGCUGCUUCAUAUUUUGGAAUUUGAUCCAGAUCGUAGAAGAAUGAGUGUAAUUGUUCAAGCACCUUCAGGUGAAAAGCUUUUAUUUGUUAAAGGCGCUGAAUCAUCAGUUCUCCCUGCAUGUAUAGGUGGAGAAAUAGAAAAGACGAGAAUUCAUGUAGAUGAAUUUGCUUUGAAAGGGCUAAGAACUCUGUGUAUGGCCUAUAGGCAGUUUACAUCUAAAGAGUAUGAGGAAAUAAAUAGACGUUUAUUUGAAGCCAGGACCGCCUUGCAGCAACGGGAAGAGAAAUUGGCAGGUGUCUUCCAGUUCAUAGAGAAAGACCUGAUAUUACUGGGAGCUACAGCAGUAGAAGACAAACUACAAGAUAAAGUUCGAGAAACUAUUGAAGCUUUGAGAAUGGCUGGUAUCAAAGUAUGGGUACUUACUGGGGAUAAACAUGAAACAGCUGUUAGUGUGAGUUUGUCAUGUGGACAUUUUCACAGAACCAUGAACAUCCUUGAACUUCUAAACCAGAAAUCAGACAGUGAAUGUGCUGAAAAAUUGGGGCAGCUUGCCAGAAGGGUUAGAGAGGAUCAUGUGAUUCAGCAUGGUCUGGUGGUAGAUGGGACCAGUCUAUCUCUUGCACUCAGGGAGCAUGAAAAGCUAUUUAUGGACGUUUGUAGAAAUUGUUCAGCUGUAAUGUGCUGUCGUAUGGCACCACUACAGAAAGCAAAGGUAAUAAGACUGAUAAAAAUCUCACCUGAGAAGCCAAUAACAUUGGCUAUUGGCGAUGGUGCUAAUGAUGUAAGCAUGAUACAAGAAGCACAUGUUGGCAUAGGAAUCAUGGGUAAAGAAGGAAGACAAGCUGCAAGGAACAGUGACUAUGCAAUAGCUAGAUUUAAAUUUCUCUCCAAAUUGCUUUUCGUUCAUGGUCAUUUUUAUUAUAUUAGAAUAGCUACCCUUGUACAGUAUUUUUUUUAUAAGAAUGUGUGCUUUAUCACACCCCAAUUUUUAUAUCAGUUCUACUGUUUGUUUUCUCAACAAACACUAUAUGACAGCGUGUACCUGACUUUAUACAAUAUUUGUUUUACAUCCCUGCCUAUUCUGAUAUAUAGUCUGUUGGAACAACAUAUAGACCCUCAUGUAUUACAGAACAAGCCCGCCCUCUAUCGAGACAUAAGUAAAAAUCGUCGAUUAAGCAUGAAAACAUUUCUUUAUUGGACCAUCUUGGGUUUCAGUCAUGCCUUUAUUUUCUUUUUUGGAUCCUAUUUUCUCAUAGGGAAAGAUAUAUCUCUGCUUGGAAAUGGCCAGAUGUUUGGAAAUUGGACAUUUGGCACCUUGGUCUUCACAGUCAUGGUUAUUACAGUCACAGCAAAGAUGGCUUUGGAAACUCAUUUUUGGACCUGGAUCAAUCAUCUUGUUACAUGGGGAUCUAUUUUAUUCUAUUUUGUGUUUUCUUUGUUUUAUGGAGGGAUUCUCUGGCCAUUUUUGAGCUCCCAGAAUAUGUACUUUGUAUUUAUUCAGCUCCUAUCAAGUGGUUCUGCUUGGUUUGCCAUAAUCCUCAUGGUUGUUACAUGCUUAUUUCUUGAUAUUGUGAAAAAAGUAUUUGACCAUCAGUUCCAUCCUACAAAUAUUGAAAAGGCACAGCUUACUGAAACAAAUUCAAGUAUCAAGUGCUUGGACUCCAUGUGCUGUUUCUCAGAAGGAGAAACAGCGUGUGCAUCUGUUGGAAGAAUGCUGGAGCGAGUAAUAGGAAGAUGUAGUCCAUCCCAUGUCAGCAGAUCAUGGAGUGCAUCGGAUCCUUUCUAUACCAACGACAGGAGCAUCUUGACCCUCUCCACAAUGGACUCAUCUACUUGUUAAAGGGGCAGUAGUACUUUGUGGGAGCCAUUUCAACUCCUUACCUAAAACUGAGUGUGAGCAUCCUGGUAAUGGCCACACUACCUCUGUGGAAUUACUUUCUGAAAUCUCUGAAGUAGUUCAUGCCCACUCAGACUUAUAAUGGCAAACAAACAAAAAAUAUUACCAUGCACCCAUGUCAGCCACCCUCUUAAUUUAAACAUGUUAAAAUUUGUAAAUAAAGAGACGUUUUUCAUCUCUUUAUCUGGGUUGUCCCCAUGUGUUUAUGGGACUCCUAAUGGCAUUUCAGCCUUUUCCUAAGGCCACUCUAUUUUAAUAUCAAGGUAGAAAAGGGAGCUAAUUCCUAGUUAAUUGUAUUUUUUAGUAUUAGCUUGGUAAUUGAGUCUUCUAUUUAAAUCUGCUUCUGUAAAUUAUGCUGAAAAGUUUGCCUUGAAAACUCUAUUUUUUUAUUAGAGUUAUAUUUGAAGCUUUUCAUGGGAAAAGUUAAUGUGAAUAGUAAGGAAUUUUGGUCCCUCGGUGACCCAUGUUUGUUAAUUCUUUAGUGCUUUCUAAGUUCACAGAACAAAUUAGGAGAAUGCAUUUCCAACCAUUAUUACUUGCACUAUGGAUAGUAUAGAUAAAUAUAUAUCAGUUCCAAACUUUCAGUGUACUGUAACACAACCAGUUAAGUUAACCAUAUACAUGCAAAAAGGUAUACCAUAUCAUAUAUAAAUCAAGUCCAUUCACCAAAUUUCAAAUUAAUAUUUACUAUUUUCAUGACAAUGUAAAGAACCUGUAGUGGGUAAAUUAGACACAUUUGCAUAUUACUUAAUGUGUUUAUCAUUGGAUCUUUUGCAUGCUUUAAUCUGGUUAAUAUAUGUCAGUUUGCUUUUUCUUGUCUAUCUGAAGGCUUUGUUUAUAGUAUUUUACAGUGCUGUUGUGAAGUCCAACUAUAUCAAUAAAAAACAGUUUGGAAAGUAUUCAAAUAUUGCAAAUACUUUUAAUUAUAUGAAUCAAAAUUUUAGGAUAAUUAAAUCAGUAAAAUGAGAAGAGCCUCUUUUGUGACUAGCUUAGAACUGCUCUUGCCUUUCAGUAAGCUAGCUGUUAGAAUAAAGAAUUUCAGAUGAGAAUCCUGUAUUUUUAGGUUAGUAUGUUAUCUAAGUUACAGCAGCCUACCACAGUAAAGUCAAGUCUACCCGGUGUCCCAUUAUAAGGUAUGGCUAUAGAAUGUAAAUGAAAUAAACUCUAAAAUGCUAAAUUAUAUGUGGUAAUGGCUGCAAUAAAUUUAAGUGCUAUAAAUGAUUAUAAUCAGGUUUGUAUGAUUGCCAUUAAUUCACUGCAGUUCAGUACUUGAUUUCCAUCCUGAAUUUAACAUGUAGAUCCAGUGCUAUCAUUUGUUUUCAUAAAAAGUAAUGUUUUAAAAUUUGGAAAUGAUUCUUAGUUUAAAACUCUUCCUAAGCAUAUGAUUGAGUACAUAUACAUUUAAAAUUGUAUGGGAAUGGUUGCCAAAGUUUUUUGAAUAUGGUAAUUCCUUUCUGUACAUUUAUUUUUUGCACAACCCUUCCACCCCUUUCCCAUUUCAUGAAUAUAAGACUUCUAGAAUUGGGCUAGUAGGGAAAGAAUCAUACAGUUAAGACUUUACCUUUGUUCACUGGUAAGCUGUUUUCUUGCCAGUAUAACAUUUGUCUGUUUCAAUAAUGCAAGGAUAUAUUAGGUUAUAAAUUUCAGCUUAAAUAUUAAUUUUUGCAAAUAGCCCAUCUUUACCUUAGAUUGGGUUUAGGAAAAUGCUGUUAUUCUGGAAAUACUAUAAAGGGAUAAUAAAAAUUUACAGUGUGUACCCUUACCACUUCAUGUUUCAGAAGAGGAAAUAUUGCAGAAAAUAUUCAGUAGAGUAUUAGUGGAUGACAAUGGCAAACUUGCUCUUAGAAUGUCUUGUAAAAUGUUCAUAUAACAAAAUGACAUUUGGUAGCCGGGCAUUGCAUCUACCUUGGUGUUUAUUUGCCAUCAAUUUAACUGACUACUAAUACUAGGGAAGGACUGCAAAGCCAUCAAGCAGUCUCUGACCAACUAUAGCAAGGCAUGAACUCAGCCAGCCUAUUUGGUGCUCAAAGUAUGAUUGAUAUAAUUUUUUGCAUUCACUAUUUGAAGUUAUUUAGGAACUUUGUAUCUGAAAAAUAGCAUCUGCUGACAUGCUUAUCCUACUCUGUUGUUCAAAACCUACUCCCUUUAAAGGAAUUCUUGCAAUUGUAAGAAAAGGAUUUUCUGUUGUUUAAGAAAGUAACAGUGUUGUCUGCAAACCUCCAAUAGUUCUGUGUGCUAGAUAGUCAUUUUGUAAAAUUGUUACUGCAUAAUGAGUAUUUGUAAAUUUUCCUCCUUGCAUAUCUCUUUAAAAUUCUUUGGAAAGUACAUGUUGAUAAUUAACUUACUCUUAUCUGCCAAAACCAGGUACGAUGCUACAUGUGUUAUUGCUAGUUACUGGUCUCAAAUCUAUUUGCUUCGCUUGCUUGUGUUUGCCUAGCCUUAAGGCUGUAGCCCUGAAGAUAGUAGCAAUCACCAAGUCAGUUUCCAAAAUUACCCAUCAGCUGCUUUACGUGACUCAGCAAUCCUGCCUCAACUUUCAACAAGCAUUAGGCUCACACUGGAAGGAAUAGAGUGUGGGCCAGGGGAACUAUAGCUACCCAGGCUUGCUAUGGGGUUGAGAAGGAAAAAGGAGAGAAUUAAGUUUUAAUUUCUCUUAACUAACCACCUCCUUGGGUCUUAAUCUCUCUGAUGUCCAGCGGCUUCCCAGACCUGAUCCAGACUCUGGCACUGUCCUGAGUAGGAGGUUAAACAGGGUCAUUUCUACUGCAUAAGAUUGUGAAAUUGGCCUUGUGUGAUAAGCUUGAGCCUCCUAUCUAAUAGGCAGGAGUCACAACCACUAAAAUAUUUACAAUUUAUACCAAAAGUUUUAAAAUACACUACUCUGAAAAGUUAUUGGGGCUGGAGAAAAGGGAAAAAUCAUCCCAUGUUUUGUGUUUUUCCUUUAAAGAUCAAAUUGGGGUGUAAGCAGGUGUUAAUAAAACUAACACACCAAAGACUUAUAUGAAACAUGUUUUGUUAUUUUUGGCCCCCCUUUAGAGACACUUUUAUCUCUAUCUAAAAUGCCUUCUAUUUUGAUAAAAACAGAACAUUAUUAAAGUGCUGUUUAUGUGAGAUAACCUGAAUGAUAUUAUUGCAGAAGAUCAUAACUAAUGAUAUGUUUGUAAUAAUGGUGAUUGUUAGAUUUUUAUGAAUAAUAUAAAUAGUUGGAAAUACUAUUGUAACAGUUUAAAAUUCUGGACCUCAGACACUGUGGCUAUCUAAUAUACCUUGUUAUCUUCAUUGUCAGUAAAUGUAGCAUACCUGUUGUGCAGCACUCAGUAAUUUUUUAAAGUUUAUGAAAUUAUAUUAAAUAAAAAAUUUCCUAUAUAA